AGAUAUAAUCUCAAUAAUGGAAAAACCAAUCAAUAAGAAUAACCCACCAUGGGCAAAAUGGUACUUCAGUGGACUCACUUUGUCUUGGCAGUUCCCACUGUGUUUUACUUCUCAGAUUCUCUAACCACGCAAAGAACAGAGUAAAGCUUUUCUAGUCUUUUACUGAUCUCAAAUCUCACCGCUCAAAUUAUUUCUUUAUUCUUUAAUCCAGUAUUAUUUUUAUGAACAACUGAAUAUUUAUUAUCUCCAUCUCAUUGUCCUUACCAUUCACAGUUUUGUUUCCACUGUUUUCUUAAACUUUGACCCCAAGAGACUGUUAUGCAUUUAUUCCAGCCAUGAACUUGAAAACACUUUCACUUGCGGAACAGUUUCCAUGGCUGAGAAGAAAAGUACUUUCUGGGUUUGGUUUGGGAGUUGGGAUUUCUCUCAUUGUUUUUGCCGUGCUUUAUCUCGGUCAAUUCCAAAAGGGUUCUUCGGUAGAGCCAAUGUUCCAAGGAUUUGAAAGUAUUAGCAUGAACUCUUCUUUCUCUGAUUCUCCUUCAGCUAAUGGUAAUAGUUCCUCUGCCAUAUCAGAAAAUAAGGGAAAUCUUGAGGGGUCAGAUGGGAAAGGACCGGUUUUGAAGACGACCCAGUUGUCCAAUUUCACCCAACAGGGGAAAAAUGGAAGCUUUAAUGGCGAUGAAGGAAGAUUUCAACAGCAAACCAAUGCUCCAAAUGGAGCAGUGGUUGGAGAAAAGAGUACUCCUUCAGAUUCUAAAAACGAAGUGCUUGUUUUAGAUCAGAAGGAUUACCCGGGAAACUCUUCUAAGAUAGUAGAAAAUGGAAGCUUAUCUGGCAAAGAAGAUUUGGCUAUUGAGAAAACAGCUCCAGAGGUAUCUUUGAAGAAUUACAGUGAUGGUGAAAAUGAAGACAGAGGAAACAAUACCAAGGGCAAUGUUAUAGUUAACGUUACUUCUCAAGUUGAGAAAAUAAAGAGUGCUUCAUUACAGGAUUGCAAUAUCUUUGAUGGUAAAUGGGUUAGAGAUGAUUCAAAGCCUUACUAUCCUCCGGGUUCUUGCCCUCAUAUUGACAGAGAUUUCGAUUGCCACCUAAACGGGAGGCCAGACAAUGGAUAUGUGAAAUGGAAAUGGCAGCCAAAUGGGUGUGAAAUUCCAAGUCUUAAUGCGACUGAUUUCCUGGAGAGGCUUAGAGGAAAGAGUUUGGUAUUUGUUGGGGAUUCAUUGAACAGAAAUAUGUGGGAGUCGAUGGUUUGUAUUCUUCGCCAAAGUAUCAAAAACAAGAAGAAAGUUUAUGAGAUUUCUGGGAAGAGGGAGUUUAAGAAGAAAGGCUUUUAUGCAUUCAGAUUUGAGGACUAUAAUUGCUCUGUAGAUUUUGUUAGUUCUCCUUUUCUUGUUAGAGAAUCAUCUUUCACUGGCAAGAAUGGAACAUUUGAGACUCUAAGACUAGAUUUGAUGGAUCAGACUACUAAAAUGUAUUAUGAUGCUGAUAUCUUAAUCUUCAAUACUGGCCACUGGUGGACCCACGAGAAAACUUCUAAAGGAGAAGAUUACUACCAAGAAGGAAACUAUGUGCACCCUAGAUUAAAGGUGCUCGAAGCUUAUACGAGGGCCCUUAAAACUUGGGCCAGAUGGGUUGAUAAAAAUGUUGAUAACAAGCGAACACAAGUCUUCUUUAGAGGAUAUUCAGUCACCCAUUUCAGAGGAGGGCCAUGGAACUCAGGAGGACAAUGCCACAAAGAGACCGAGCCCAUUUUCAACAGCACUUAUUUAGCUAAGUACAAUAAAAAGAUGAGGGCUUUAGAGUAUGUGAUUCAAGAUAUGAAAACUCCAGUGACAUAUCUAAACAUAAGCAGGCUUACAGAUUACAGAAAAGAUGGUCAUCCGUCGAUUUACCGAAUGGAGUACAAAUCGGUAGAGGAGCAAAUUGCUGCUGUACAUUCUCAAGAUUGCAGCCAUUGGUGCUUGCCUGGAGUUCCAGAUACUUGGAAUGAGUUACUAUAUGUUUCUUUAUUAAAGACCAACGUGGGAUCUUGGAGAUACUAAACAAAGUUAUACACAAAAACCACAUAUUUCCAUGUAAAUUUUAGUCCUUUUAUUGGUUCAAUGACUCCUGGUAUUUGAUUCCUCGGGUUAUAUGUAUAUCGAGAGUUUUCAACUGGGAUUAGAUUAUAGGUCGUUCCCUUUAGCAAGUCGAUAUACAUACUUUUUAUAGUUUACAUUCAAAGCUUUCAACAAAGAAAAUAAAUUUAUUGAAAUAUUGAUUUAGAGUCAUAAAGUUGCAUGCUCAA
Molecule: messenger RNA, 2287 nt
Organism: Humulus lupulus (European hop)
Lineage: Eukaryota; Viridiplantae; Streptophyta; Magnoliopsida; Rosales; Cannabaceae
Product: protein trichome birefringence-like 2
Exons: 5
Coding region: 336-2042 (568 amino acids)
Cellular component (GO): Golgi apparatus
Molecular function (GO): O-acetyltransferase activity
Source: RefSeq, a predicted model, not a curated record